This is a messenger RNA of Peniophora sp. CBMAI 1063, 5803 nucleotides long. NCBI's taxonomy places the organism in Eukaryota, Fungi, Basidiomycota, Agaricomycetes, Russulales, Peniophoraceae. The record is from the annotation of a GenBank genome assembly.
GUGGGGAGAGGGCGUGUGGGGGGUGCUGUGGGGGGAGGUGGGGAGGGUUAGCAGGGUUGUUGAGGGGUCUAGCACGGUGUUCACCCCGCUCGGUGAUGACGAAGACGAGGAGAUGGGCGGAGUGGACGAGGGAGAGGAAGAGGAGAUGCCGGCGUGGACUCAACGCGCCGAGAGCGACGAGGACGAGGGAAGGGUAGUAGACGAUAUCGACGAGGACGAAAAAACGUGGAGAGACCCGAGCGCGCAUAAAGUGCGCAUAGCACUCAAAAGCUGGGUCGGGCGGCUUUCUCUGCAACACUCACGCGCGGCACUUCUGCGAACGACCGACCGCCCCGACCCGCGCACACACCUCCUCAACCUCCUCUCCGCCCUCUCCACGCCCCCCACCCACACCCUCGCAGAACGGCACAACCGCGCCCUCAUCCCCUUCUUCCUCUCCCUCCGCCCUUUACACCUACCCAGGACCCAACUCCAAUCCUGGCUCUCCCUCCUCUCGCACUUCGCCAACCCGCGCGCGUGCGUGCGGAGCGCUGAGCUGCGGGCGCUCUACAUGGCCUUGCUCGCGCAUCCGGACCGGGCGAUUCAGAAGUUGGCGAUGGAGUGCGUGUUGACGUUCAAAGACCCCGCGCUGCUCAAGAAAAAGGACGAGCUCGAGGCGCUGCUGGACGAUACGCGCCGCCGCGAUACGCUGUCGUCCUCGCUCGUACUUUCGGAGUUGCCGGAGGGCGAGAGGGACGUGGUGGCGCCGGUGUUUGUGCGGGUGCUGUUUGGUGUUAUGCGGGAUAAGAAGGGAGGGGGCGCCCGAGGGAGGAGGGGCGGGGUGUUGGGCGCACUGGGACGGUGUGAGGAGGGGGAGCUGGAUUUGCUUGUUAAGUUGAUGGUGGCGCCUUUGUUGGAGAUCGAAGAUGUCGACGCGGUGGAUCUUGAUGCGCUUGACAUGGAGGGGGCAGGGUUUGGGUUGGAAGAGGGUGUGCCGCUUAGGGUGCAGAACGGCUUUCUGCAUACGGUCGGCGAUGUGCUGAAGGCGCUGGGCACGCGGGUGGUGGGGCGGUGGGGCGUGUUGAUCAGGGCCGUCGUUGCGAUCGGGGAGAGGGCGCAGGGUGUUGUCGAACGAUCCGGCGCUUCUACCGUCGAAGAUGUCGAGGACGCCGACAAAGACGACGCCGAGGAAAACGAGGACAAAGAAGACGAGGACGACGAUGCAAAGGAGGACCCAUCGACCUCGAACGCCGACAUACGCACCUCGCGCACCCUCCGCACACACGCCCUCAAACUCCUCGCCUCCUUCCUCCGCUCCUCGCCCUCCCCUUCAGACGCGCCGCCCUUCACAUUCGCCCCCUACACCCCUCUCAUCCUCACCCUCCUCCGCCCGCGCAUCGCGCGCCUCUCGCUCGAAAACGCGCACUCGCCCUCGGCGCUCUUAGCGCUGAUAGUCGCGCUGAGUGAGCGCGAUGAGACGGCGCGCGCAAUCGCGAAGGAGGACGGGUUGUUAGAGGGCGUGUACGCGCUGCUGAGUGCGCAGAGCGCGAAACCGGCCGCGUUGAGGGCUGCGCUGGGCGUAGCGGAGAAUGUGCUGGCGCUUGAAGAUCCGGCGCUCAUAACACCCCAUGUAUCAUCGCUCCUCAGCGGGCUCGGUGCACUUCUCGCACGUACACAGGCUGCUCCGGCGAACGACCGCGACGCCGCGCCGCUCCUCGCGCGCGAGAUCGCGUUACUGGUGUUGUUAGCGCCGUACGCGCACGACGGCGCGCUCGCGAGCAGGCUAAGCGGCAUCCUGAGCCCGCUGUUGCGGAGGCCGAACAGGAUGGUCGGCGAAAAAGCCAAGGGGGAUGUAUUGCGGGUUUUAAGCGCGCUCAUCCCUGUCGCGGCGGGCGAGGGGUGGGAGGGGGGUGAGAGGGAGAAGGUGUUUGAUGCGCUGAGCAGGGCGGUGGGGGGUGUGAGGGGACGGGCGGGGAGGGGGGCGUUGAUGGAUGCUUUUGGCGCUUUUGCAGAGAAGGAAGGGGAGAUGGGGGAGGUGGUGGAGGUGUUGGGCGUGUUGAAUGCGUUUGAUAGGAGGAGGGUGGAUGUGCCGGAUUAUGAUAGGCGGUUGGAGGGGUUUACUCGGCUCAACGAGCAACUGUGGAACCAGCUCUCCGCGCGUCAAUGGAUCCCUAUCUUACACCAACUUCUUCUCGAUGUACAAGACGUCGAGGAGCUCGCUAUACGCGCGAGCGCGGCGCUUGGGAUGAGGCGGUUCGUCGAUGCCGUCGCGGACCACUCAACUCAGGUCGCUGGUCAAGAAGGAGAGGGAGAUGGAGAGGCGUGGACGAGGGAGUUCCAGCGCCGACUUUUACCUGCUCUCAAGCACGGCUUGAGGUCGAGGGCGGAGGCUGUGAGAGGAGAAGUGUUGGGCGUGCUUGCGCAUGCUGUCGAGAAGCUUAGCGAUGUUGUUCCGGGGUUGGAGGACAUGAAGCCCCUCCUCGCAGCCGGCGACACCGAAGCCUCCGUCUUCACCAACCUCUUCCACGUCCAAACCCACCGCCGCACCCGCGCCCUCCUGCGCCUCUCGCACGCCGCACCCACCCUCUCCCCGCGCUCCGCCGCAGAAAUAUGGGCUCCGCUAGCUAGCGGGUUCAUUAGCCCCGACGUGGACCACACGUUGGCGAAUCAGGCGCUGAGCACGCUGGGCGCGCUGGCGGGCGUUAUGGCGUGGGGACCGUAUUUUGGGCUCGUGCAGAGGUGGUUGAGGGCGAGUGGGGAGAAGGGUGUUGGGCAGAGGUUGUGUGUUAGGGCGCUUGUUAGUGUGCUUGAGGGGUUCCAUUUUGCGAUGGCGGAGGAGGUUGGGGAGGAUAAGGCUGAUGCAGAAGUUGUCGACGAGGAAGAUGAGGAGGGUAUUGAGCAGACAGAGAAGGAGAAGGAGAAGUUGACCGUCGACGCCCGUGUUGAAGAUGCGGUUAUGAACAAGCUCCUUCCCACACUCCUCAACCACCUCGAGCGCCGCGAAGAAGCAGACGACGGCGCGCGUCUCCCCGUCGCAGUCGGCAUAGCCCAAGUAGCGAGACGGCUCCCUCCCGCCCAGCGCACUGCACAAGCAACACGCCUCCUCACGCUCCUCGCACAAGUCUUCCGCUCAAAGUCAUCCGAGACGCGCGACCUGGCUCGCGAAACGCUAUGCCGCGUCGUCGUCGCGCUCGGGCCUGCGUACCUCCCCACAGCGCUCUCCGAGCUGCGCGCAGCGCUCGUGCGCGGCCCGCACAUCCAUAUAUGCGCGUAUGUCAUGCACGCGCUGCUCGUGCACGUCACGUCCGGCUCCCACGCCGAAGCAUUCGCCGAUUUGGACGCAUCAGCGCCCGACGCGGCACAUGUAGCCGCCGACGUCGUGUUCGGUGCGCCGGGUCAAGAUGUGCAGGCUGAAGGGUUCAAGACCAAGACGCGCGAAGUACGCUCCAGCGCGUCGAAGGGCCUCGAUACGUUCGCUUUGCUCGCGAAAUAUGUAUCGCCGAACCGCGUGGCUGUGCUUCUCACGCCGUUGAGAGGGGUGAUGCGCGAGACGGCCGCGUUGAAGAGUAUGGGCGCUGUUGAGGAUGUGCUGAGGAGGAUCGCGAGCGGGUUGAACCAGAAUGGACGCGUCGGGGCGGGCGAGAUGCUUUCUCUAUGCCACACCCUGAUCAGCCAGAACGCGAAAUUCUUGCAGGAGGCACCUGUGCGAGAGGCGAAGAAGGGCAAGGGCAAAGGGAAGGGUAGGAAAGGCGUGAAGGAGGAGGGCGCUGAUGCGCUCGUCCAGACGAAACGUGUUGUGGAGAAGGAGGCGGAUCAUUAUGCCACCAACUCGUUCCGCUUCGUCGCGUUUGGACUGGACCUGUUCAACACGGCGUUCAAGCGCGGCCGGUUCGACUUCAGCGACAAACGCACGAUCGCGCGGUUAGAGCCUAUGGUGUCCGUCAUCGGCAACACUCUCUACGCUUCGCAUGCAGCAGUACUCGCUCAGGGUCUCAAAGCCGCAGCAGCCAUUGCGCGCUGUCCGCUCAAGAACGUCGACAAAGCGCUACCGGUAUUUGUCAAUCAAAUGGUGGCUAUCAUAAGGAGCACAGGCAGCACCGACUCCGAGCUCGUCCAAGCGGCACUCAAAACGCUCGCCGGUCUCCUCCGCGACAAGCCCUCCGCGCCCAUCGCCGAACCGGAUCUACUCUUACUACUCCAGCUCAUCGGGCCCGAUCUUGAAGACCCCGAACGACAGACGGCCGUAUUCGCUAUCCUGAGAGCUAUCGUGAGCAGGCGGUUCGUCGUACCGGAGAUAUACGACAUGAUGGACCGCGUGGCGGAAGUGGGCGUGACGAGCCAAAGCUCGAGCGCGCGCGAACAGUGUCGAUCUGUUUUACUUGCUUUCCUGCUCGAUUAUCCUCAGGGCGCUGGCAGGCUGAAGAAGACGAUGGCGUUCCUCGCGAAGAACACGACGUACGCGCACGAGAGCGGGCGCGCGAGUGUGCUGGAGCUGUUGGGCGCGCUGGUGCAGAAGUUCGCGGGAUCGCUGUUGGAGGAGUAUGCGGAUAUGGUGUUCGUUGCGCUCGUCAUGGUGCUUGCAAAUGAUGAUGCUCCCAAGUGUAGGGAGAUGGCGGCGGAGGUUGUUAAGAGUCUGUUGAAGAGGCUCGCUUCCGAGAAGGCGAGGGUUGUGCUUGCGCAUGUACAUGCGUGGGCGGGCAGCCCGCAGCCGGCGCUUGUCAGGGUUGCCUGUCAAGUGUACGGGCUCGUGCUCGAAGCGCUCGGCGCGGACGCGGCGCCGCAUCUUGAUGUACUGCUCGCGGAUCUGAACGCCGCGUUGACGCGUGCUGCGGAUGCUCUCGAGCAUGUAGACGAGGACGAAGACGCGAUGGAGGUUGAGCCAGAGUGGACAGUCCCGUACCACUCGUUGACGGUCCUCGAGAAGACUCUACGCGCUUUCCCGGACAGCAUCCCCCGCGCAUCAUGGAGCGCCAUCAGCGCCCUUCUACUCUUCCCACACGCGUGGGUCCGCGCCGCAUCCGCACGAACACUCGGCAUGCUCUUCGCCGCUGUACCACCAUCCGCUCCUAAACCCGACUUCCCCGCCGAAGACCUCGACCUCCGUGUUCUCGCGGGCGCACUGUGUACGCAGCUCAAGAGUGAGCAUCUGGACGAUGCGCUUAGCUUGCAGAUUGUCAAGAACUUGUUCUGGGUCGGGAAGUGCUUCGCGGCUGUCCCUGAGCCUGCCGCCGCUGUAUCGGGUGCUGCCGAGAGCGUCCAGGAGGAGGAGGGUGCUGGAGAUGAGGCCGAGCCCGGAGAGGAAGAUAGACCAGAUAAUCCGCUGGCCUGGUUGUUCUCUAAGUUGUCCUACCAGGCUCGCGCAGCGCAUAUCGCUCGACGGAAUCGCGUUGCGAACGAGGAGAACUGGUAUCUCCAACCAUCCGCGAUCUUCAAGUGGUUCGCAGCCAUGGCUACCCAUCUGGAUGCGGCGCGGCUCGAGCGAUACCUCAUGCACAUCCUCGCCCCCGUGUACCGUAUUACGGAGGAAAGCGUCAUCAAAGACGCCCAUCUCGAGGAGCUGAAGACCACAGCCAUCGAGUUGCAAGAACUUGUACAGCAGAAGGUCGGUACGACGGCCUUCGCAAACACAUACGCGCGCAUCCGUCAACACGUCCUCGGUGUACAACGCGACAGGCGCACUGCCCGCGCUACGCAGAUCGCGGCAAACCCGGAAGCUGCGGCUAAGCGCCGCGCGCACCGCGCAGACACGAAACGCGAGAGUAAGAAGAGGAAGAACGCCUCGUUUGCGGAUCGGAAGGGGCGGUUGAAGAGGGCUAAGCAAUGA